AUGAGAGAGUGCAUUUCGAUCCACAUCGGACAGGCCGGUAUUCAGGUCGGCAACGCUUGCUGGGAGCUCUACUGCCUCGAGCAUGGCAUUCAGCCGGAUGGACAAAUGCCAAGUGAUACCACUGUUGGUGGCGGUGAUGAUGCCUUCAACACAUUCUUCAGCGAAACUGGUGCUGGCAAACACGUUCCUCGUGCAGUGUUUGUGGACCUUGAGCCAACUGUGAUUGAUGAGGUGCGCACUGGAACAUACCGUCAGCUUUUCCACCCUGAGCAGCUCAUCAGUGGCAAAGAGGAUGCUGCCAACAACUUUGCCAGAGGUCAUUACACCAUUGGCAAAGAGAUUGUGGAUCUCUGCCUUGAUAGGAUCCGCAAGCUGGCAGAUAACUGCACUGGGCUACAGGGAUUCUUGGUUUUCCACGCUGUUGGUGGCGGCACUGGAUCUGGGCUUGGAUCCCUUCUCCUGGAGAGGCUCUCGGUUGACUAUGGAAAGAAAUCAAAGCUGGGCUUCACCAUUUACCCUUCGCCUCAGGUGUCGACUGCUGUUGUUGAGCCUUACAACUCUGUCCUCUCGACCCAUUCUCUGCUGGAGCACACUGAUGUCGCUGUCCUUCUCGACAAUGAGGCUAUCUAUGACAUCUGCCGCAAAUCUCUUGACAUUGAGAGGCCCACCUACACUAACCUUAACAGGCUCAUUUCUCAGGUAAUUUCGUCUUUGACAGCCUCCCUGAGGUUUGACGGCGCCCUGAAUGUGGAUGUGAACGAGUUCCAGACGAACUUGGUCCCAUACCCGAGGAUCCACUUCAUGCUCUCGUCAUAUGCUCCUGUCAUCUCAGCCGAGAAGGCCUACCACGAGCAGCUGUCUGUUGCUGAGAUCACCAACACUGCCUUUGAGCCUUCAUCCAUGAUGGUCAAGUGUGAUCCUCGCCAUGGCAAAUACAUGGCCUGCUGCCUCAUGUACAGAGGUGAUGUGGUCCCCAAAGAUGUGAAUGCAGCUGUGGCCACCAUCAAAACCAAACGCACCAUUCAGUUUGUCGAUUGGUGCCCGACUGGGUUCAAGUGCGGUAUCAACUACCAGCCCCCAACUGUGGUCCCUGGUGGUGACCUGGCCAAGGUGCAGAGGGCUGUAUGCAUGAUCUCCAACUCAACCAGUGUGGCUGAGGUGUUCUCGAGGAUUGACCACAAGUUUGACCUGAUGUAUGCGAAGAGGGCCUUUGUGCAUUGGUACGUGGGUGAGGGCAUGGAGGAAGGGGAGUUCUCGGAGGCCAGGGAGGACUUGGCUGCGCUUGAGAAGGAUUAUGAGGAGGUUGGUGCUGAGAGUGCUGAGGGUGAUGAGGACGAGGAUGAGGGCUAUUGA
This is a messenger RNA of Striga hermonthica, 1353 nucleotides long. The record is from the annotation of a GenBank genome assembly. NCBI's taxonomy places the organism in Eukaryota, Viridiplantae, Streptophyta, Magnoliopsida, Lamiales, Orobanchaceae.